This is a messenger RNA of Momordica charantia (bitter melon), 1272 nucleotides long. Its product is annotated as F-box protein At5g49610-like. The record is from RefSeq and is a predicted model, not a curated record. NCBI's taxonomy places the organism in Eukaryota, Viridiplantae, Streptophyta, Magnoliopsida, Cucurbitales, Cucurbitaceae.
AUGGCGGAUCUUCCUGAAGAAAUUGUGAUGGAAAUUUUGAGCUGGUUUCCCCUGGGACAGGUGGAAAAAUCGAAGAUCCUCUCCAAGCCCUACGCAAAAGCCACUUGGGAAGCUUACUACAGAAAUUUGAAUGCGGAGCGGCAGGGUGGCCCCGUCUUAGAUGGCUUCUUGCUCCAAACCUACCAAAAGAUCCACCGCUAUUUGUCCUUCGUUUCCCCACGCCCACCACCAUUUAGCUCUCCUUUUCAUCUAUCGUUGAGUUUCUUGCCCGGCACCGACCCUGAAAUUCUAGCCGUAGCUCCCAACGGCUUGGCGAUAUGCAAAACACGUCACCCUGGCCGGCGCUACUUCGCCCCAAUCUACUGCAUUUGCAAGCCCACUACCAAGCAGUGGAAGGGCAUGCCUCUUCCCAAGACCCGCUAUUCUACGACAGGAAUUGCCAUUAGGAUCGUUAGUUUGGACCCUCUUCGUUUCAAGGUGGUCCGCUUCUCCAAAAACCAUAUCCCCUCCAAGCAACCCAUGACCAAAUCGUAUCUGGUAUGUGAGCUGUUCGACUCCCACACCUGGCGAUGGAGGCGACUACAUGACGUGGUCUUCCCCUCUUAUUCAGGCUACAUUGUAUAUGGUUCUCCUAAUGUUUCUGCUUGUGGCUCUGCCCAUUGGCUCCUCGGCGACCAAACUAUACUCGCCUUUGACUUUGACGUCGAAACCUGGUCCUUUAUUGCGCCGCCAGACCACUUUAGCCUCCAAGAUUGUAGUGGCCAUCAUCAUCGAGUAACUCUUGCACAGUACGAAGGAAAGCUUGCACUGAUGAUGCAGGAGACAAAGGUGAAAGCGACGGAGGUAUGGGUGAUGGAGAAAUAUGAAAAGAGAAUAUGGACCAAAAGAUUAGAUUUGGCGAUGGAGAUGCCAAUAGCGUUCUACUCCUCUGAUGUUGCGAUGAACGUCCAGAUGUUUACGGAGGCCAAGUUCUGUAAUUUCGUGCAUGGAGGUUGCACUUACAGCCCUACGCGAGGGGCAAUGUAUGGGUGUCCCGAUGUUUUUCCUUUCCUAUCGGAUUUUGAGCCAUGCAAUUUGUUCGAUACCGCUCCUCCUCGUCGCCUCAACCCUCGAACCAUGCUCAAGAUCCUAAGAAAGCGUUUGCUUGCCAUCCAAAAUAACGUCCAUCUUUUACUUUCAUUUUUUUUCUUUUUGCAUAUGGACGCUAUUUUUUUACUUACUUUCCUGCGUACCAUUGUUAUUGCAUCUACUUACUCUUCAAAUUCAGAAUAA